UGUGUGUAUGUGUGAGAGAGAGUGUGUGUGUUGGGGGGGGGGGCGUGUCAAGAAAGGGAUAAUUGCCCAUCCCCUUCAGCCACUACAUAAACUUCAUCAAUCCUGAUCUUGUCCACGUGCGCACCAGAGUGCCGGGACUCUGAGAGCUUGGCCUGAUUUAAAUCCACUAGACGUUACGGGGACGAUGACAGGGAAUCCCUGGGGAUAUGGAAAACAGGACGGUCCUUCUGUAUGGCACAAAAACUACCCUGUUGCAGAGGGGGACCGUCAGUCUCCCAUUGACAUUGACCCUCAUCAGGCUUCACAUGACCCCAGUCUGGGUCCGAUUGUCCUGAACUACGAUAAGUGUACCUCCAUCAAAAUUGCCAACAAUGGACACUCUGUUGUUGUGGAGUUUGAGGACUCUGAUGACCGUUCAGUGAUCCAGGGAGGCCCGCUUGGUAACCCCUACAGGCUGAAACAGUUUCACUUCCACUGGGGCGGAAAGGACUGCCAUGGGUCUGAGCACACUGUUGCAGGGAAUAGCUAUGCAUCUGAGCUUCAUUUAGUACACUGGAAUGCUGUCAAGUACAAGACGUUUGAGGAGGCGGCAACAGCUCCUGAUGGCCUCGCUGUCCUCGGCAUCUUUUUAGAAACAGGUGAUGACCACAGAUGGCUCCACACCAUAACGGACGUUCUGUACACGGUCAAGUUUAAAGGCAGUGUCACAGAUUUCAAAGGUUUCAACCCCAAGUGCCUUCUGCCCAGCAGCCUCCACUACUGGACCUACCUGGGAUCACUGACUACACCCCCCCUCCACGAGAGCGUCACCUGGAUUGUCGUUAAGGAUCCAAUCAUAGUGUCUGAAAAACAGCUGAGCAAGUUCAGAACACUUGUGUUCACUGGAGAGGAAGAGGAUCAGAGGACACGCAUGGAAAACAACUUCAGGCCUCCCCAGCCUCUCAAAGGCAGGAAAGUGCGUUCCUCCAAUUAACGCGAUCCCAAGAUAACAAAGGCUCUUUCAGAUCCCAACAAGAUGCAUUCAUUUGAUUGUACUUUUUUACCUCAUGGUAGCUUCUCCUGGGGAUUUCUGAAAUACUUUGAACACAAGAGUCAUUCUCAUCACUGCCAGCACAUUGAGAUUUUUGUGUCCCUCUACUAGACAGAAGCGAUGGGCCGAGGAAUCAGUUUUUGAAUGAUUUAGAAAAAAAACAAAAGGGAUGUUUUAAAGCAAUAUAAUAGUAUUAAGACUUUGCAGGUUUGUUAUUUGAAUACUAUGUGCUAUUUGGAGAUAUUAUUAUAACUAUAUGUUGGCGACGAUUCGAAGGUUGGAUGCGUCCAUAGUUGUUGGAAAACCAGUUUUUGUGAGACAAGCUCUUGCAAGGUGCUAUUGCUGUAUAUGUAACUAUUCUAUGCAACUAGUAAGUCUGUAUACAAACGGAUACCAGUCUGUUUGCUUGCAGACUGGUAUCACACCACUUUGACGUCUGCAGAUUCAAGGCCUCAGCCUCCUUACUGAUCCCAAAUGAUCUCCCGUUGAUCCAGCGUGUUGCUGGUGGAUUCCCAGUCCUUGUUCCAUAGAUCCCUUCCAGUCCAACAAUCCUGGAGGUGGGAUUGGAUUAGCGCUGUGUUUGCUUAAACUGCUCAGUUUUGCCAUGUCGUCAUAGGGCAUCAAAGUCUCAGGUCUUUUAGAGCUCAAGAGACUGAGAUAUUUACCACCAGCAGAUAUUAUUUUUAGCAUGCUCUCUAGAUUUAACAAAAGCUUGUGCUCACAACUAUUUCUCAUUUAGGAUUCAGUGAACUCCAGCAGCUCUAACAAGGAGACAAUUAAUUCAAUAUUUCCAUUAAACUCAGAAUCUUUGUCGUCAAACUACAUCCUGUCUGAAGUGUCGCAUUUCCUGGUCACGUGUUUCUACUAUGCAGGAGGUGACGCACACUGCUAUUAAAGCGCAACUCUUGCCAAAAUGCAACCUAGGAGGUUUUUUGUGAAUGUACCACAGUCUACCUUUAGUUUGAAAGCUUAAUUGGUGCGGAAGCGCUACUUUAGAUAUUUACUGUAUUUUCGCUUUUUGGUCAUAUGGCCUUUUGAAUGGGAGUGCUAGGGGCACUACUAUGAUUGCAUAAUUUGUUUUAAAACACUAAGAAGGCUCGACACAACAUAAAAACAUGAAACAAGUAUCACUAGGGGCACUACACAUAAACGCAAGCAUUGAGAACAUUGUGUACACAGAGUAUACUAAAGUUUUAACAACUCACUUUACCAGUUGUUUUUUCUGGGCUCUACCAUCUCCAAAAGCAACUUAUCAGGGAGGAGUGUAAAGAUGGAAAGCUGGUAAGCUCAGUUCCAUAUAAAUGCAUGGAUAAUUAGUUGUUUUGUUGUUAGUGAAAACAAUAUUGACCUUGUAGUUGAAAAUGGAGCCUUAUAUAAGAAUGACUUUUCCUCCAAUGGACUGCGUUCAUUUGAAUUCAUAGAUCAACUAUUUUUGACUGACGAGACGGUAGCCCCCUGGAAACACCAACAUCUUAAAUGAGUCAUUUUUGUAAACUUUGUGUACACAAUGUUCUCAAUGCUGGAGUUCAUGUGUAGAGCCCUUGGUGAUACUUGUAGCAAAGUUUCUUGUUGUGUCGAGCCUUCUUAGUGUUUUAAAAAUGUUGAUUUUGAUGCAAUAAUAGUAGUGCCCCUAGCACUCCCAUUCAAGAGGCCAUUUGACCAAAAAAUGAAGCUAAGGUAAA
Molecule: messenger RNA, 2712 nt
Organism: Etheostoma spectabile (orangethroat darter)
Lineage: Eukaryota; Metazoa; Chordata; Actinopteri; Perciformes; Percidae
Gene: ca7
Product: carbonic anhydrase VII
Exons: 7
Coding region: 185-973 (262 amino acids)
Biological process (GO): regulation of intracellular pH
Cellular component (GO): cytoplasm
Molecular function (GO): zinc ion binding; carbonate dehydratase activity
Source: RefSeq, a predicted model, not a curated record